This is a messenger RNA of Odontomachus brunneus, 1385 nucleotides long. RefSeq lists its product as uncharacterized. The transcript has 6 exons. Lineage: Eukaryota; Metazoa; Arthropoda; Insecta; Hymenoptera; Formicidae. Gene Ontology annotation, biological process: spindle assembly; centrosome cycle. Bases 270 to 1187 code for a protein of 305 amino acids. Gene Ontology annotation, cellular component: HAUS complex. Gene Ontology annotation, molecular function: microtubule minus-end binding. The record is from RefSeq and is a predicted model, not a curated record.
UGACUGUUCUAUUCUUUCGCGCAUGCUCUCGAUCUAUUCGUAUUAUUAUGUUUAUAUAUAGUCACCCUGAUAUUUAAACUUGUCGUUCAUGUUUGUUGUUUAAAACUUCAAAAUAAUUUGUUUGACACAUAUAGCAUCGUUUUUUUCACUGAUGUUUCCACGAAAUGGCGAAAGAUGAAUAUUUGCGUCGGGGAAAUUAAAAAUUCUUGUAUAAUCUACAAAUUUAGAAUUUUCCUUAAGUUUUGCUGGCACCGAUAUAACUUGCCACUAUGAAUACUGUAAGCAGUGUUAUGGCAAGUAUAUACGAUACUUUACUACAAUUACGAUAUCCACACAUCAGUAAUGUGGAGUUGAGAGACGUAGGAACGACAAUACUCAGUGGUGAAAAUCGCAUGUGCCUCCUCUCUUGGCUUCUAACGGAGAAAUCAUCAUUUAUUGCCGUUCAGUUGGAAAAAUUAAAGGAUACUGCUUUGGAAGAUCAGUUAUUUGAAUACUAUUCUCAAAUUGGAAUCUGCAAUAAUAAGGAUCUAUUACUGGGUAAGUGUUCGAUGAAAGAACAGCUUCCGACUUUAAGAUUAUUGUUGGAUUUCAUGAAAAAAGUACACAUGGAGACUUCUGUCAAUACAACUGAGACAGAAGAAUCUCUCAUGGAUGUUGUUAAGAUGUAUAUAGAUGAUACUGACCAGACACUUCACCUCUCAGUUUUUAAGCCAAAAUUGAACUAUACAGAAGCUAAUAAAUAUUUUGAAGAGAGUGAGAAAGAAUUAUUUGACAAUAACUGUACAGAGAGAGAUACAAAGUCUGAUAUAUCUGAAGGUGCACAUAUCGAGAUUGAUGAUAGAUUAGUCAGUGGAGAAAGAUGCAGUGAAGAGGAGGAUGCAUUAUUUAACAAAGAAAAAGAAAAGUUCAUAGAAGCAUUUCAGACUGUUUCAUCUUGGCCAGUGCAAUCCAGAAAUUUAGACCAAACUGUUACUAACUCUAUUCGUUUGGACAUUAAAAAGAUAUGCUCCAAUUUUUUCACUGUAAAGAAGAUGCUACGGGCAAAAGACGAGAUAUCGAAUGUGGAUUUAACAAGAAGAUUACCAAAGACCACCACACCGUUAAACGCGACAAUCGAGGAUAUAAUUAUUCAUAAUGAAGAAUUCGAAAACUUGACCUCAAAUUUGACAGACAAUAAUGUCGAUUGAUUUUAUAUUUAUAAUUCAUAUGUAGCAUGAGGUGCAAUUGUCACACAUUAACUUAUAUAAUUCAUACAUUUGUAAUAUAUGAGAUGCAAUUGCUUGUUUCCACAAUUGCAUAGGGAGCAUUGUAAAAAUUUUUAUAGGAAUUGCUCAAAACACGAUGUAUUUUGAUGAAUUAAAUUAUUACGUGUACUUUUUAAAAAA